AGCGCAGUGGCCCCUGCCGCAGGUGACGUUUCAGUCUCCAGUCAGUUAUCGUCCUCAACCUUCCCCAUUGAUUAUCAUUCUGGCCUGCCCUGAGUCCCAUUAUGGCCUCUCAGCUGGACAAGGUCUUGGAGGUCAGCGGCCUGACCCUGCGCAACAAGAACAAGUCGCGUCGUCGCCCUCAGAUCAGCGCGCCGAAACCCAUAUCCGCCCCAGGUCCACCCAAACCCCCAUCCUCAUCCUCCGAGGCCCCCAGGCCGCCUCUUCCCCAGCAGAGCGGUGCGACAUCUGACCUCGUUAAGCGACGCUACUCGGCGCGAUUCAAUCAGCUGCCCGAUGGGACCUUGGAUGCUCCCCCAGUGCCUAGUCUUCCAUCCGAUCUACAAGGGUAUGGAGGUUUGGGAGCUGUGCCGACAGCUUCAUCGGCUCCACAAGGAGGGCCUGGUCAACCGCUGGAGGUCAAUCUGAAGGCACUAAGAGAUCCAUCAUUGCCAGUUGAUAAGUAUGUCGCCGGGCUUCUUGCCAACGCAUCUGAGGAAGAUAUCCAGGACUACCAGCAACGUUUACGCAAGGUUAAGAACCGAACGUCGACCGACUUACAGCAAAAUGUAUAUCAGAAUCGAACACAGUUUAUUAAGAUCAGCGAAGAAGCCGAGAAACUCAAAGGCGAAAUGCGAACUUUGCGUACUCUGAUGUCUGAGCUUACGACAGCCUUAGGCCAGACUCACAGUAGUAGCGGAUCGAACCCCUUGUCACCGCCGGAUGAUCGUACCUCGAAGCGAAGUAACCGAAGCUCCGUUGCGAACUUGGAGAACAUGUGGACCAUGCAAUUGCAAACCCUAUGGAAAACGGUGGAAGGGUCUCAAAAGUUCCUUCCAGCUAUCCCCGGCCGGCAUAUUGUAUUAGAAAGUGGCCAUUGGGUUGAACUUGACUCUGCUACGUGGAAGCCUCGGCGACCAGUACAUAUUGUUUUGCUCAAUGAUCAUCUCCUUGUAGCUGCCAAGAAACGAAAACGGAUUGAUCCGAAUAGCCCAACCCACCAGCGUGGCCCAGCACCGACAAAGCUAGUGGCUGAAGUAUGCUGGCAGCUACAGGACAUCGACAUGAUAGAUCUCGGCGCUAAUCUGGGGUCUGGAGCAGCACGCGCCGAGGCUGAAGACAGAGGAGUGGCUCAUGCCAUCAACAUCCGAGUUGGCUCCAAAUCAUAUACCUACCGAUAUGAUCAGCGCACUAACUCGGCUAAGAAUGAGCUACUAUCAACCUUCAGGAAGACUGUGGAAGAGCUACGCAAGGCUCUACGUUCGGAAAUUGACUCUGCAAACAAACCUGGGGAUGCACUUCGCUCCCUGACCCAACUAGAAGGGCCCAGACAGUCCGGCAUGGUUGAUGGAGUCGACGAAAAAGACAAACCUGAAAUUCGUAUCGAUGUGGAUGGCAAACAACAUAACUUGCGAUGGGUUGAAGGUCAAGUUGAUGAGCUCGACAUCGACAUCGCACUACAUCACUUUGAGGAAGCUGUUUCUAGCGUCGAGAGACUACGGAAACUGGCGCGAGGGCUGAGGGGAAACAGCGUCGCCCAAGAUGUCAUUAACCAAAAAGUAGAUGAACGCGCCGCCAAGCUUGCCGGCAUUCUCUCUCGAAUACUGAUCGAUAAGCAUUCUUUCCCUGUGUCGACCAAGACAAACGUCGGCUUGCUGACCCGUCUUGGCUACGAAGAUCGCGCACGUAGCGCCUAUCUUGGUGCACGCUCCGAGGUGAUUCAGAAGCGAGCUCGACAAUGUAUCUUCGAGGGUGAUCUGCAAAUAUACAUUUUUCAAAUUUCAUUUGUUUAUUUUACUAUGAUCAAGAACACGAUCAGCAUAUACCAACAAUGCUUCCCGCCGAUCAUGUCUAGUGCCUGCAUCAAAUGGGCAAAGGAGCAUCUAGAUGAAUUCAAUGCAGCCCUUGUGCGGCAGCUCAGUAGUGUACAGCGUGACACUAGCGUGUGGCAGAAGUGUUUGAACAUUGUGGAUGAACAGGCUUCUAUGUUGAUCGAAGUCGGUGUGGAUUUUAAAGACUUGAUUCAAAGGGGCUUGGAGAAUGGAACUGAUCAGUAUGGAGAUGUUGGGGAACCGGGUGAUUCAGACGCUAGGGAAUGAUUAUUUUUCGGGUUUUUAUAUACAUAGCAUAGGGCAUUUCAAUGCGCAACGUUGAUUGCCGGCUGAAUUUAUCCAGUAAAUAAUGAAUAAUUUAAAUAAAGAAAUAAUAAAUAGUUUCAAUAUAU
Molecule: messenger RNA, 2260 nt
Organism: Talaromyces proteolyticus
Lineage: Eukaryota; Fungi; Ascomycota; Eurotiomycetes; Eurotiales; Trichocomaceae
Product: putative exocyst complex component Exo84
Exons: 2
Coding region: 102-2135 (677 amino acids)
Biological process (GO): Golgi to plasma membrane transport; exocytosis; intracellular protein localization
Cellular component (GO): exocyst
Source: RefSeq, a predicted model, not a curated record